ACAGCUAAACUACAAUUCAAAGCCUUUUAGACAUUACGUUUUACAGUUGGGACAUCAUGUUCUUCAAACCAACGAGAAGUUUCAGCUCACAAACACACUUCAUGUUAAAUGACUAGCAUACCCUUCUCACCCUUAUCCUCUAUCUACUUGCUUCCUAAGUCCGACAGGAAGUUGCACCAGCAAGUCAUUCAACUUCAGUAAGAUUACUAGUUUUUACUUUGUGUCUACGGUUGUUAUAGAUUAUUUCAGUUGGUGGGUAUUUUUGGCAAUGCUUAAAUUUGAAGCUUUUUCUUGAGAUGGGUUAUGUAUGAUCUUUGAUUUAAUCAAGUUUGGAUGUGUAAGUCUUUGGAGUUUUGCUUUUGAAGUUCGUUAUAUGAGUGAAUGAGACUUUUCUGGGUUUGCCUCAGUUUUAAGAUUAUUGUAGGAUUAUUCAAUAAAAACUUGUUGUUCUAGAUGUAUAUGUGGAAGUAAUGGAGGUAGUGAGGAGUCUCAAUGUGGAGAAGUUAUAUGAAAAUUUAAGGCUUUUCUACACGAGGGUUUUGAGUCUUGGUGAUGGAAUUAUAAAGAGAUAUUGUCAAAUUUGGGCUUUUCAGUCUAUUAAUGUUGUUAUUGGAAUUGGGUCAUUGUUGUCUUUCCUUUUUGCCAUAACAUGUGCAUAUUUGUAUAUGUUUCCAAGUGUUCAACCUGUAAUUCCUAGUUAUGAGAUUCCUAAGCCAAGUACUUCAAUUGCGAAAUGCAAUGUUUUUGAAGGGAAAUGGAUCCAAGAUGAAAGUUACCCUUUGUACAAUGCCUCACAGUGUCCAUUUGCAGAAAGGGGAUUUAGUUGCUUGGUGAAUGGAAGGAGGGAUAGUGGUUAUGAAAAAUGGAGGUGGAAGCCAAAAAGCUGUGAUAUUCCGAGGUUUAAUGCACGAGAAAUUCUCAAAAAGCUUAGUGGGAAACGAGUGGUUUUCGUAGGUGAUUCAUUGAGUAGAACCCAGUGGGAGUCUUUGAUAUGUAUGCUGAUGACUGGUGUGGAUGAUAAGAGGAGUGUUUAUGAAGUGAAUGGGAAGAAAAUCACCAAGCAGAUUAGAUUUUUGGGUGUAUGGUUUUCCACAUAUAAUCUUAGAAUUGACUUUUAUCGGUCAGUUUUCCUAGUGCAGCCUAGUUCUGCACCAAGGCGAUCGCCAAAGAGGGUUAAAUCAACUCUCAGACUUGAUCUGUUGGAUGAUAUUAGCAGAGAAUGGAUUGAUUCUGAUGUGUUGAUAUUCAAUUCUGGGCACUGGUGGAGUCCAACAAAGCUUUUUGAAAUGGGCUGCUAUUUUCAGGUAGGUAAAUCACUAAAGCUUGGAAUGCCAAUCAAUACCGCCUUCAGAAAAGCAUUAAACACUUGGGCAUCUUGGGUCGAGACUAUGGUCAACACAAACAGAACAAGUGUCUUUUUUCGCACUUUUGAAUCAUCCCACUGGGGGGGAAAGAACCGUAACACAUGCAAGGUGACCCGGCAUCCUUGGUCAAACACCAGAGGGCGCGAUCGAAGCUCUAUUUCAGACAAUAUAAUCAAAGUUGUGAAGAAAAUGAGAGUACCUGUUAAACUUCUUCAUGUCACACGGAUGGGAGCAUUUCGAAGCGACGGGCAUGUGGGUAAUUGGGGUGAUAAUCCAUCAGUGCCAGAUUGUAGCCAUUGGUGUCUACCUGGUGUGCCUGAUAUGUGGAAUGAGAUUCUCUUGUCAACUCUGCUAGCUGACCAUGAAUAAAUUUCCUCUCCAAUGAGCUAAGAAAUGGGAUGAGUCUUACUUGUAAGAUAAUUUUCUCAUGAUCCGCUCCUUGUGGGAUUAGUAGUAUGAGAAAACAUUCUUUUUGAAGUCAUUUUUAGAAAUAAAUCUAAAUAAAUAAAUUGCUGGAUAAAAGUUUACAUUGCAGACAAGUGUAAACGAGUUCGUCAAGGUGUAUAUAUGUGUACUCUACCCAUGUUUUUUACUAAAAUUUGCAGCUAAGUUGUACUGAA
Molecule: messenger RNA, 1984 nt
Organism: Humulus lupulus (European hop)
Lineage: Eukaryota; Viridiplantae; Streptophyta; Magnoliopsida; Rosales; Cannabaceae
Product: protein trichome berefringence-like 7
Exons: 3
Coding region: 471-1733 (420 amino acids)
Cellular component (GO): Golgi apparatus
Molecular function (GO): O-acetyltransferase activity
Source: RefSeq, a predicted model, not a curated record